AAUUGUGAGUAGUUUGCCUGUUGGCGUGGGCGACGAUGAACGGUAAGUCGGCGAACGGCUCGGCGGGGGGAAUGGCCUGCAUCGAGGGGCUGCCGCCGCUGCCCAAGAGUCUGAGCGGUUUGCUGAACUCGAGCGGCGGAUCGUGGAGAGAAAUGGAGCGGAUGUACGUGAAGAAAACCAUGAUCCAGGACGACCUGAGCCGAGGCAGGAACAACACCGACAACCUGCUGGCACACAAACCGGCCAACCUCGACGCUGCUCUGGCGCUGCUGCGGAAAGAGAUGGUGGGUUUGCGUCAGCAGGACAUGUCCCUGCUGUGCCAGCUGUGGUCGCUGCACGAGUCCAUUCAGGAGUACAAGGGCAGCUGCCACGACCUGAGCGCCGCCUCCAGCCUCAGCAUGAUGGACAAUGGAUAUUUCGACGAGGACGAAGAGUAUUACCCAGAGCCCGGCUCCACGCCCACCGGGGAGCAUCCCGACGGAGAGCUUGGAGACGGGACAGGAAGGAUGUUGGGGACGGCCAAGAAUGGGAGCAGUGGCAAAGACGACAGCUGGGACUCCUUUCACGUCACCAUCUGAGGCCUCAUUUCCCACCACGUAACUGCAGACGGAGGGAGAUUUUUGGCGGUAAACAGACUGGGUUGUGGUGGAGGAAAAGUUGAGCGGGUUUGGAAACCUCUUGGCCCGGGAGGGAGUGGCUGGUUUGGAAAAGCAUUCUAUGGUAUCUGGUUACCAUAACGGAUGGUAAAGGUCCAGCUCAACUUCUAACUCCUGCUCAGGUGAAACACAGCCCUGCUUUUGCUACAAUAUGUCCUUUUUUCUUCUUUUUUUUUUCCUUUCUGGCAGCCUAAUCAUUGACUUUACCAGACUGCUGAGUGACCGGGUGUCUGAGAAAAUGGUUUGCUACCAGCCUGGAAAACACUCAGGAGUUGAGAUGCAUUUUUGUCAUCAAAGUCUGGACUUUGUAUAUUCACUAUUAGGCUGUAUACCUUUGAACAAAACAGCUCUGCCAUAUAUAUGUAUGUACACAUACAUAUAUAAAAUCCAGCGGUUUUACUAACUGGGCUAUUAGCAGAGUAUUUUACUUAUAAAUAUAUG
This is a messenger RNA of Thalassophryne amazonica, 1097 nucleotides long. RefSeq names its product family with sequence similarity 89 member A (gene fam89a). The transcript is spliced from 2 exons. The record is from RefSeq and is a predicted model, not a curated record. The coding region runs from base 36 to 578 and encodes 180 amino acids. Lineage: Eukaryota; Metazoa; Chordata; Actinopteri; Batrachoidiformes; Batrachoididae.